Molecule: messenger RNA, 2934 nt
Organism: Aspergillus wentii DTO 134E9
Lineage: Eukaryota; Fungi; Ascomycota; Eurotiomycetes; Eurotiales; Aspergillaceae
Product: glycoside hydrolase family 55 protein
Exons: 6
Coding region: 208-2673 (821 amino acids)
Molecular function (GO): polygalacturonase activity
Source: RefSeq, a predicted model, not a curated record
CUCUCUGCCAUUUAAUUUAGCCUUAGGGUGUUUUCUUUUCUUCUUUUUUAUCUGCGCGCUGGGUUUAAUUGUUGGUUCUGGCAGUCUAUCCGAGUGGUUUUGGUCUGUUCUGUUGAUCGAUAUCUUUGAUUUAACGCUCAUGACAGGGAGAGGAUAGCCUUCUUUCCUCGUCCCUCAAUAAUUCUCAGCUGUCGUGGUCUGUUGAGAAUGGCCCCCUUGUCAUGGUUUCUCUCUCUAUCUUCACUGCUACUCUCAACACAGGCUCGACCGACUGUCUUCCACUCGAAGACAUAUAGUAAUACGUCCAAGACUCCAGCUCAGUUCUUCCCACCACCAGAUUAUGUGCCUCACCCUGUAGGAAUUCCAUUCCCUCUCCAGGACCACUCUGCCACACCAUGGCUUCGCUUCGAAGACUCUCAUAUGAGCGACCCUCUGGGCGGCGUAGCCCAUAAGAUAGCCACAAGCCCAGCAUGCUCGGCUCCAGAGACCGGCUCGUCGAAGUACUGGUACGAAGAGAUUGAACACGGUGGGGAGUCGUCGUUUUUGGCCACAGAAUACAAGAACAACUACAAGGUGUUUCGCAAUGUCGUGACCGAUUUCGGGGCAGAUAAUACGGGACAGAAGGAUUCAAGUGAAGCAAUUCAGGCGGCUAUCAACGUCGGGGCAUCCAAUGGACCGAGUCGCAGCUCCCAGGUUAUGGGAACAACCGGACAACCAGUUAUCGUGUAUCUGCCUGCAGGAACAUAUCGCCUCGAUAAGGGCUUGCAACUCUGGGUUGGCACCGUCAUCGUGGGCGACCCUACCGAUCUCCCAGUGUUAAAGGCGUCAUCUGGUUUCCCGCACGACCAUAUCAUCUUCGCCAAGGAUCCUAACUUUGGAGGAACCAUAAACUUUUAUAUUGGUUUGAAGAACGUUGUGCUUGACUCUACUGCUGUGGCUUCGAAUCAGGAUAUUGGCUUGCUGGACUGGACGGUCAGUCAGGCGACGCAGUUGACGAAUGUGGAGUUCAAUAUGCCCCUUGGGUCUAGUGGGCACACCGGCUUGACGACUCAGUAUGACUACAACAGUAAUAUCAUUUUGAACGAUCUGAGAUUCAACGGUGGUGUUAUCGGAAUGAACCUGGCUGGCCAGCAAUGGGUGUUCAAGAACUUGAAGUUCACUGGGACUAAAACCGGUGUGAUUGCCGGUGGGACUGAUAUAGUCUUCGUUGGCUGCCAAUUUGACCAGGGCGAGACUGGAAUCGAUGCUAGUGGGACAUCGGGAUCCUUGACUGUCAUUGACUCCACUGCUGAUAACUUGAACAACUUCAUCACCUCCGGAAAUUCACCUAACGCGGCCAACUCGAUUAUUCUGGAGAAUAUUCAGAGCGCUGGUACUACGGUCAAUCUCGGUGGACAAAAAGUACUAGUUGGGAAUGUACCAGAUACUUGGGUGCACGGCGAUCUAUACGCACGAAAUGACCCCCAUAUGCAGCAUGUCACAGGACAGACGGUCACCACUGAGCGCUCCCAAAGCCUGCUGUCCGGAAAUAAAUACUUUACCACGCCCCCGCCGACAUACCAGGAGUAUGCAGUCGAUCAGUUCAUCAACAUCAAGUCGGUUUCCGGUAACCGUGUUUAUGGAGAUGGAAGGCAGGAUGACACGAAGAGCAUCAAUAAUAUCUUGGCCGAAUAUACAGGGUGCAAAGUCAUAUACUUCCCUGCUGGAACUUACAUCGUUACCGACACAAUCUUUGUCCCUGAAGGUACCCGCAUAAUUGGCGAUGCCUUCGGGUCUGUCAUUUCUGGAGCUGGAAGCAAGUUUCUCGAUCCUAAAAACCCAAAGGCGAUGAUCCGAGUGGGAUACCCGGGCGAUACGGGCGUUGCUCAGAUUAGCGAUAUGAUGUUCACCGUGGCCGACGUGCUUCCGGGGUGUAAAAUGGUUGAGGUUAAUAUGGCCGGCAAAAGCCCAGGUGAUGUUGGGUUCUGGAACAGUCACUUCCGCAUUGGAGGCGCUGUUGGCAGCAAGGUUGAAACAGAGUGUGGUGGCUCUGUUGAAAAAUGCAAAGCUGCCUGGGGUCUACUUCACCUUACCGGCACGUCGUCAGUCUAUAUCGAGAAUAUGUGGGGAUGGACAGCCGAUCAUGAUCUGGAUGGCCAGAACAAGCAGAACAUCGCCACCGGUCGAGGUUUAUUGGUGGAAGCCACCAAGGGUACCUGGCUAGUCGGCACAGGAUUCGAACAUCACGCCCUUUACCAGUACAACUUUGAGCACGCACAGAACGUCUUUUCGGCCCUGCAGCAGAGUGAGACGCCUUACUGGCAAGGACCAGGGAACGCUCUGGCACCCGCGCCUUGGGCCGAUUCUCUGACCUCUAGUGACCCCAAUUACUCAGGCUGCGCAGCAAAUGAUGCAACCUGCCGUAUGGCCUUAUUCGAACGCAUCCACGGCUCGUCCCAUUUGUUCUUAUACGGAGGAUGCAACUGGGUCUUCUUCAACAACAACGGAGGAUGUAAUGGUAAAUGUCAGGAAAAUGCCAUCCAAAUCUUGGAAUCAUCACAUCUAUAUCUCUACGGCACCAACACGAAGAGUACGACGAACAUGAUCAUCUACAAAGACGAGGUAAUUGCUUCGGAAGAUGGGAACGCAGGCGGUUGGGGAGGAGUAAUUGCGGCUUACUUGUAUAAUUCUUGAAGCGACACAGGAAGGGGUAUAUACUUGUACUGUUUUCAUAAUCUGUGCGUUUAUAUAUCACGACAUAUGUACAUGAGCGGAUCCUAAGUAUUCUGAGGUUCACGGCCUGUCAAACUGGUUAGUUCUAAUAGAUAAUGAAUGGUUUUUGAGUAGCCUUUUCCUUGGCCAUUUCAGCUGUUUUUGACCGUGCUUUCUUACAGUCCUUUUUAGAAGUACUAUUCGCCGUUGAAUAGGCAUCUAGUAAAUCUCUCUCGAGUCUGC